AUGCCUGAACCGAAGAAGCCAGUGCCCACUCCUGCUGCUGAGGAGGCAAAACCGGUUGUGAAGGAAGUGAUUCCAGGGGAGGAACGUCAGAUGUCCGAGGUCACAGGCCUCUUUGUGCAGAGGCCGGAGAGUGCCACGGCAAUUAAAGGGAAGGACAUCACCUUCGUGGCCAAGGUGGACUCCUCCAAAAUGCUGAGGAAGCCCGCCAUUAAGUGGGUGAAAGGAAAGUGGAUGGACCUGGGCAGCAAGGCAGGCAAACACCUGCAGUUUAAGGAGACGUAUGACCGGAAUAGCAAGAUCUACACGUACGAGAUGAGCAUCAUAAAGAUUGUAGACGCAGACGCAGGCGGGUACAGAUGUGAGGUCACCGCCAAAGACAAGUGUGACAGCUGUUCGUUUGAAAUCACAGUGGAAGUCGUGGAAGAGGCACAGCAGCAAGCCAACAUUCUGGAGUCCUUUAAACGCUCCGGAGACGCAGGUGAAGACGCAGGCGAUCUGGACUUCAGUGGUUUGCUUAAGAAAAGAGAGGUGAAAGUGGCGGAGAAGGAGGAGGUGGACGUGUGGGCGAUCUUGACCAAAGCCGAUCCCUGUGACUAUGAGAAGAUUGCCUUUGAGUAUGGCAUCACUGACCUCAGGGGCAUGCUCAAGAGGCUGAAGAAGAUGAGGAAGCCCGUGGAGCCCAAGAAGAGCGACGCAUUCGUGAAGAAACUGGACGACGCCUACUCAGUGAUGAAGGGCAAGAGGAUUCAGCUUGUUGUCGAGGUGGCUAACCCCAACGCUCAAGCGAAAUGGCUGAAGAAUGGAGUAGAGAUCAAACCCUCGGCCAAGUAUGUGUUUGAGACUGUAGGGUCUCUGAGAAAGCUGACCAUCAACAAAUGUAACCUCUCGGAUGACGCUGCCUAUGAGUGCGUUGUGGACGAUGAAAAGUCUUUCACUGAAGUCUUUGUGAAGGAACCUCCGGUCCUGAUCACAAAGGCACUGGAUGACAUGCACGUGGUGGUUGGAGACAAGGUGGAGUUUGAGUGUGAGGUUUCUGACGAGGGAGCCAAUGUCAUAUGGAUGAAGGAUGGGAUCGAGAUCACCCGCGACCUCACAAGGUACCGCAUGAAGAAAGAUGGCAAGAAGCACAUGCUCGUCAUCGGCGAGGCCACUAAAGACGACAUCGGAGGAUUCACCGUGUUCACUAAUGGGGGACACUCUGAGGCAGAGUUGGACGUGGAAGGUAGAGUGGUUACCCUGUGGGAUGUGCUCCAGAGCAUUGCCGACCUGACAGUGAAAGCAGCGGAACAGGCCGUGUUCAAAUGUGAAGUGUCCGACGAAAAGGUGACUGGCAAGUGGUUAAAAGAUGGUGUGGAGGUCGUACCUAAUAACCGCUUCAAGAUGUCACAUGUGGGAAGGAUUCACAAGCUGACGAUCAAUGAUGUGAAGCCAGAGGACGCAGGAGAUUACACGUUUGUGCCAGAUGGAUACGCUCUGUCACUCUCUGCUAAACUCAACUUCCUGGAAAUCAAGAUCGAUUAUGUUCCUCACCAGGACCCACCCAAAAUCCACCUGGACACCACUGGGAGUAUGGUCAGCAAGAACACUAUUAUCGUUGUGGCCGGCAACAAGCUCCGCCUCGAUGUGGAAAUCACAGGAGAUCCGGCCCCCACUGUGUGCUGGAGGAAGGGAGACACUGAGAUCACCGAAGCGGAGGGCCGGGUGCGUGUGGAGACCAGGAAGAAUCUGAGCAGCUUUGUCAUCGAGGGGGCUGAGAGGAGCGAUGAGGGGAAAUACACCAUCACUGUCACCAACCCUGCCGGAGAGGACCAGGCCGAACUCACAGUUAAGAUUGUGGAUGUGCCUGAUCCCCCUCAGAAUGUCAAGUGCACUGGGGUGGGAGAGGACACAGCUACAAUCAUCUGGGAGGCCCCUAAGUUCGACGGUGGAGCACCCAUUAAAGGUUAUUUGAUGGAGAGGAAGAAGAAGGGUUCCGCAAGAUGGACCAAGCUGAACUUUGACAUCUUUGAGUCAACCACUUACGAGGCCAAGAAGAUGAUUGAGGGCACAAUGUAUGAGAUGAGAGUUUUCGCUGUCAACGGCAUUGGCAUCUCACAGCCUAGUGAGACUUCGAAGCCUUUCAUGCCAAUAGCCCCAACAAGUGAGCCCACUCGUCUCGUGGUGGAUGAUGUCACAGACUCCACCUGUGCCCUGAAGUGGCGUCCGCCUGAGCGACUCGGGGCCGGAGGCAUCGAUGGCUAUAUCAUCGAAUGGUGCAAGGAGGGAGGAACUGAGUGGGUGCAGGCCACUGAGCAGCCGGUGGAGAAGAACAAUUACCGGGUCAGGAAUCUUCCUGUGGGCGAGAAGCUCCUAUUUAGGGUGUUUGCAGUGAACAUUGCUGGACGCAGUCCUCCAGCAACCAUGCAGCAAGCUGUUACCAUCCGGGAGAUCAUGGAGCAACCUAAGAUCCGUCUCCCACGGCAACUCAGAACCAAAUUCAUCAGGAAGGUUGGCGAGAAGAUCAAUCUGGUCAUUCCCUUCCAGGGAAAACCCCGGCCCAGCGUGACUUGGACCAAAGAUGGCGAGCCCCUGGACACUAAGACAGUUAACGUGCGCACAAGCGAAGUGGACACCAUCCUGUUCAUCCGCUCGGCUGAGCGGGAGCACUCCGGGAAGUACACGCUGACCGUGCAGAUCGAGAACAUGGAGGACAAAGGCACCGUGGAGAUCCAGAUCGUGGAGAAGCCUGGUCCUCCUGUGGAGGUGACGGUGACUGACGUGUGGGGCUUUAACGCAGCUCUGGAGUGGAAGCCACCUAAAGAUACUGGCAACUGUGAGAUUCUGGGAUACAUCAUCCAGAAAGCUGACCUGAAAACCAAGGAGUGGUUUACAGUAUAUGACCACAACCGCAGGCCUCACUGCACUGUGUCUGACCUGGUCAUGGGGAAUGAGUACACCUUCCGUGUGCUCAGUGAGAACCUCUGCGGUCGGAGUGAUGAAGCCGGCAUCAGCAAGAACACGGCUGUCAUAUCCAAAACAGAUCUGGAACACAAUCCACCCUCCUACAAGGAGAUGGACCCAAACAGUUCUCCCAAGUUUAUCACACCCCUGGUGGACAGGUCUCUCAUAGCAGGCUACAGUGCUGCUAUCACCUGUGCUGUUCGAGGCUUUCCUAAGCCUAAGAUCGUGUGGAUGAAGAACAAGAUGAUUAUUGGUGAUAAUCCAAAGUUCAUCAUGCAAAAUAACCAGGGUGUUCUGACCCUGAACAUCCGGAAGCCUGGCAAAUUUGAUGGCGGGAACUACACCUGCAGAGCUAUCAAUGACCUGGGAGUGGACGAGGUGGAGUGCAGGCUAGAGAUCCGAGUCGUAACAGAGAAAGAAGAGGACAAGAAGUAAUGAAAGGAAGAAGAAGAAGAAGAAAAAGAAAUGGGCAGAAAACAACAUAGCUUGUAGAAUUAGAAUAAAAGUCUUAAACAUUUUACUUCCCACUAUUAUACUCUUCUCAGUAUUAUUCUAUUCUCAGUAGCAUUAGAACGUAUGAUCCCCAAAUAGAAGGUGAAAGAUGGUCAUGGCCAAGACAGCUACUGGUGUUGUAAAAUAAAAUAUUCUCCAUA
This is a messenger RNA of Clupea harengus (Atlantic herring), 3593 nucleotides long. RefSeq names its product myosin binding protein Ca (gene mybpc2a). Gene Ontology annotation, molecular function: protein binding. Lineage: Eukaryota; Metazoa; Chordata; Actinopteri; Clupeiformes; Clupeidae. The record is from RefSeq and is a predicted model, not a curated record.